Messenger RNA from Xenopus laevis (African clawed frog), 1301 nucleotides. RefSeq names its product SLAM family member 9. Lineage: Eukaryota; Metazoa; Chordata; Amphibia; Anura; Pipidae. The record is from RefSeq and is a predicted model, not a curated record. The transcript has 4 exons. Bases 374 to 1129 code for a protein of 251 amino acids.
AUACUCUUGUGGUCUCCAGAAGAAGGACUUUACUCUGAUUAACCCUUUUAUUUUUCUGUAUAAUUUACAUGGUUUCUACAGGGAUCUGUUCUGCCCCCCGACAAUAAAAACUACUUCUGCAGAGCAAUAAUCAAGACAACAAAAAUACUCAAUGUUUAAAAUCAGCUAAUGCUCUAGUGACAAAAUCGGGCCUGUGUGUGUGUAUGUGUCUGCAAGAGGAAAUAACACCUCCUGUCAUUAUUGUGUGGGUGCUGGUCAGAGAUGUGACUGUCUCUUACCUGUAACUGCUAAUUAGUUAUUAGUCACAGGGUGAAGAAAGGUGCCUCUGACCCCUCUGCCCAGUGCCAACGGCCUUCUGAUAUCCGCUGGGGAAAUGGAGGUUUAUUUCUACUGGACCCUAAUGCUUCUUUAUCUUCCUAAAACUAUGCUAUACGCACAACCAUGUGGUCCCACCAUAAACGUGAGCAUUACUGAGGGAGGAGAAGCUUCCCUGCAUGUGAAUGAGACGGAUAUCAUCAAAGUCAGUUGGGAUGUGAGCAAUGGAACCUAUGAGAAUUUCUUUGCCAAGAAGCAGCCGGGCACAUCUAUGAAUGCCAUAGUGGAUAAGUACAGAGGAAGGGUGCGUGAAAAUGGCAACAGUUCCUUACUGGUUUCCAAUCUAAGCCUACAAGACUGGGGCACCUACACGGCUCAUGUAUUCAGCAACACCGGGGUGUGUCAGCAGAGCUAUGAUGUCCGAGUCUACCGAAGUUUAUCUGAUGAGAAUAUCGAGAUUGAGUACAACAUCACCAGCAGAGAGAGCUGCAAUAUGACAGUUACGUGCAGGGUGGAAGGACCAGACACAAAACUUGCCUGGAGCAGCACGGCUAUAGGAAGGGCAGGAGUGGGAGAGCAAGUUCUCUAUGUGUAUAAUGCUGAGCCGGAUCUUAUCUACAGCUGCACCGCAGAGAACCCUGUUAGCAGAGCAGCCAGAUCUCUGACUCCUUGGGCUCAUUGUCUGCAAGAUAAAUCUGAAAAGAAUUACAUUGUGCAGAAUAUAAUCCGGUUUAUACUGUCGGCCUUCAUACUCAUCUGUGGCUCCUGCGUGUUUGCCCGUCAUUUGAAGAGAGAAGGUGCCAGAAAUGGAUAAUUAUUGUGCGAUGAUGAUGGGGUGGAUCUUCUUUGUCAUACACAGUGAUAGCUAAUUACAGGGGCCCGAGUUCUCGCUAGGGUUGAGUAGGUGGAGCUAAUGCCAUACCUCCCAACUGUCCCGUUUGUCACUGAACAGUCCUUGAUUUUGACAACUCAACACACAGUCCCGG